This is a messenger RNA of Clupea harengus (Atlantic herring), 2358 nucleotides long. RefSeq names its product poliovirus receptor homolog. The transcript has 15 exons. NCBI's taxonomy places the organism in Eukaryota, Metazoa, Chordata, Actinopteri, Clupeiformes, Clupeidae. Gene Ontology annotation, biological process: homophilic cell-cell adhesion; heterophilic cell-cell adhesion. The record is from RefSeq and is a predicted model, not a curated record. Gene Ontology annotation, cellular component: adherens junction. The coding region runs from base 1 to 1710 and encodes 569 amino acids.
AUGGCUGUGUACCGACGCUCCCCAUUCAACCUGACGGAGCUUGCAACUAAAAGGACUUACAGGACCAGGUUGGAGUCCAGCUACCAUGCCUCGGAGCCCAGGCGCAUGGGGAGUGGACUAAGAGCCAUCACAGACUACAAAGGGAGGGGUUGCAGUGAGACCCAGUCCUCUGUCCUACUACCUGACGAGCUGAAUGCCUUCUACACUCGUCUAAAGGACAGUGACCCACCUGAAGUGGAGUUACCUGAUGGACUAGACAGUGAUGUGCCUCUAGCCGAGCAUUGCCGGCAUUGCCUGGCCCAGAUGACAUGUCAAGUGUACUGUGCAAUUGUAAUGAUUGAUUCUGACGAAAACGGAUCGAGCGAGGACACUGGUUACUACUCUGGACGCGGCGUAUUGGCUGGUUCCGAGGCUGACUGUUUCACGCUUUACGAUUGCCUUGCAAAGGGAAGACCAAAAGGACCUGGCACCAAAAUUUACAUUACUCCUUUUGAGCUUUCUCAGGAUUUCUCAAGAAAUAAGGAUCCAACUCCUGAAGAAGUAAAUGGACUCAAGGAUCGCCUUCAAUUUACUGGGAGUAUACCACAAGGCAUUGGAAAUAUUCGUCUACUGGAUGCAAGAAUUAAGGAUAUUGGGAAUUAUUCAUGUCGCUUUGUUCUGUUUGAAGGCAGUCCUGUCAUCAAGUCCAUUCACUUGAAAGUCCAAGCUCGACCUGAGAUCAACAUUCCCACCAUUACACCAUUGGUUGGCACAAGUGAGGCAACUCUUGCAACCUGCAGAGCUGAUAAUGCUCAUCCUCCUGCUGAGGUGUUCUGGAAUGCCAGUUCCCUUAGAAUAUCUGUGAGAUCAAUAACAAACUCUACUGAGAACCCAGAUGGAUCUAUCAAUGUCUCCUGCAGUCUCAUGGGUGUGCCCUCCAGAGACAUCCUCAACAAGGAGGUCCUGUGUUUGGUCAGACACCCAAUGCUGGAAGGACAGAGGACGAUCCCUUACUCUAUCAGCAUCCAUUAUUCUCUUACAGACCCCCCCCAGAUGGCUAAGGUGACUCCUCUCGAGAGUCCCUCUUCCAAGAGUCAAUCUCUAGUGUUUCAGUGUCAAGCUGAUGCCAACCCAAUACCAGUAAAUUAUACAUGGACAAGGAAUGGACUUCCUCUCACCAAUAAUGGAGUUAAAGCAGAUGGUAACAAACUAUCCUUUCAAAAAUUUACAUCCGACAUGAAUGGCCUUUAUGAUUGUGAAGCCUCAAACAUCUAUGGGUCAGCAACAGGUUCAUUGCAGUUUUAUAGUCUUUCAACUUCCAGACAUUAUUUUUUCUUGUUUCCAUUCAUCGUGCUCCUAUGUAUACUUGCAAUUUGCAUAUAUAUAUACUAUAACAGAUCUAAGCGGAAAUAUGUGACUGCAGCAAGGACUUCUCUGGUUUCGAGAAGGCAAAGUGAAGACAUUGAGGUGUCAGAAACAUCAAGUCAAUUACUGCCUGCAGCACAGCAGGGACGUCAGCCUACAGCAAUGACUGCUCCGGGUUCAACAGGGCAAAGUGAAGACACACCACUAGAACCACUGGAGCAGAACCCUCCUGACGCUGAGGAGUCAGGAGAAUUAAGUCAAUUACAGCACACAUCACAAUCACUAAAAGAAUCACAAGAAGGCUCUUCAGAACGGUCUUCCCACUUGACGCAGAAAGAUGCAAGGAGUCUUGGAGAAGAUACGUGAUACGUUUUCUGCAUGGUAACGACACAGGUGUAGCUGUAACAAACUAGGUAGUAGCCUCCAGCUUUGAACAGAAGCCUCCCCAAAAGUGGUAGCAAUUUCUUUCGGCAUCAGGCCACAGACAACACUCCUCGAAGCAAGGGCUCAAUCUACAUAUGUACAUUCUUUGUCUCUGUUUCCCUGUGGAUGUUUAAGGAAAUGUGGCUUUCAUUUUAGUUCUGUUUUAGAGAACAAAUUCUAUGUUUUGUUUGUAGUAAAGAAAGCAUUAAAGCAGCAAUACGGAGUUCUGUUCCAAAACUAGUAAGCUAACUACCUAAAACCAUCGCAUUAUCUGUGCUUUGCGAGUAACGCACCUCCUAGUGGCCUAUACAGUCAGAUUAAAUAUAUAAUGUACCAGGAACCACAACAACCCCUUAAAAGGCCUUCUAAGCUAUUAAGCUUAGCAACAUACCUUUCGACAAACUGGCGGAUAACGUAGACGCAAUGAAGUCUUCAUUUUUUUCUGAGGAAACUGUGCCCAUUGAUAGUAUCAUUAAAACCGAAGCUUCCAAGCCUUUGUUAAGAACGUUAAGUGUGGGCAUAUCCUGGAUGGCUAGUGGGGAAGACACAGGUGUUUAUCUGUCCUUCACAUGACCAUAUGCUAUCAAAAUU